UUUACAGACCCAAACACAAGAGGACUAACACAAGAGGACUUAUAGGACAUGGGAGAGCGAAAAUAUGAAACUUGUUCCCCAUCACUCUGAGAGUGACCAGUGGGUGAGUUGUCUGGAUUUUGAGCCCAGACAAGAAGUUUCUGACCACAGGACUCAUUACCUUUUGCAGUAAUUUCCCCAUUACUAGAGGAGGUUGGAGGGAAUAAGCCAGCGUUGGAUAUUCUCUUGUCUGGGAUUCAGCAGAGCAAUUUAAGGAGCACAGAAUGGACUCAGACCUUUCUUCCACAGCUGCACAGGCGGGCAGGCAGCCUGUGAUGGGGCCCUGCUCAGAAGACCCCCAUCUCUGCUGGGCCUCCCGGCUCCUGGGAUUCACCAGCCUACUCCUCAGCGUCUGCUGGCCUGGGGUCAAGAGUUCUGGGACACAUGGCUCUGGAGUUCAGGAUUCUGGAGUCCAUGUUCCUCUGCACAGGGUCCGAGGAGGUUCUGUAUCGUUUAACGUGACCAGGAAGCAAGAAGCUCACCUGGAGGAGGUCACAUGGGGCUUUGGCCCUGACUCAAAUUACAGAGUCCUGCUGCGAGUCGGUGCUGAAGCAGACGCUCCCACUUGGGUCAGCCUCCAGGACAAGUAUCAGCAGAGGGUCCAUGUGCCCAGCAUCUUGUCCCUGAAGAUUGAGAACCUGACCUCUGAGGACAGUGGACUGUACCGGGCUCGAGCCAGCUUCACUGGAGGAAUAGAACGUAACCAAGUUUUCCCCCUUACCGUCUAUGAGCCGGUGCCCCUUCCCCAGAUCCUGUUCAAGUUACUGUCCAUCACACCAGGCUGGUGCAAUGUCACCCUGGAGUGCAGAGCCUCAGGUGCCACAGAGGACCUGAAGGUGACCUGGCAGAGCAAGGGCCUCCCCAGGGAGCUGGAGCAGAGCGUGACACUGGGACCAGCCCCCAACUCCUGGACCCUGCCUGUGAACCUGCCCCUGAGGCAGCCCAGUGCCAGCUUCACCUGUGUGGUCAGCAACCAGGUGGACCAGAAAACUGCCACCUUAGACCUUGGGGAAGUCUGUGUCCAUGAUUCACAAGGACAGGUCAUUGCUGACCCCCUGCCAGGCAUCCUAGGGGCUGUCGUGGCUGUGCUGUUGAUCCUUGGAGGAGGACUGUACCUUUGGAAGACACGUGGGAAGAAGAAGAAAAUGGAGACUGGAAGAGGCAGGUUGCACUUCUCCCUCCUGCCCUGAUACCUACCCUCCCCCACUGGACCCUUGGCUCCUUUCCUUCUGCAUGUUGCUGCUCAAGGAAUCUCUCUGCAGAGGGAAUGGUGGGUGUGGCCUUGGCCUUGGGGUUCAUAACAGCGGGGGAGCGUAAGGGUUUUCAAGGCCCAGGUUCAAGCUCCACUCUGUGUAUGACUCAGGUACAGAACUGCAGGAGGACCAGAGGGACAAUGAUAGUGGCAUCCAGUACGCAGAGCUGAGCCAGCAGGAGUCUCGAAAGGGCACACGCAAGGGUAUUGGUGAGCAACAUUUAGAAGAAAAGGAGCCUGUUAAUACUGUCUACAGUGAGGUCCAUAAGCCAGAAAGUGAAGCCAUGAAGAUAAUUUAAUUGGAGGAGGUAGGAGAACUGGAACUCCUAGGGCACCUCCACUCGGAGCUUGAUCCUUGCAGACACCUGCAUCUCUCAGCUCUGGUCCAGCUCCAGCUGCCCUGGUCUGUGUUACUCUGACCCUCCUGCCCUCAACUCCCUGGGCAUACAUGGCCUUGUCGUAUCCCCUGUCACCUCUCCAAGCUGCCUUCCCACUCAGGAUCCUCACCCUGCAAGAUGAGGGCUCUUUUUCCAUCAUUAACUCAUAUCCUGACCACUCCCCUCCUGAAGCUUCCCAAAGAGAACCUUCCUGCACAUGAUAAUUCCCACAGCCUCUGCUGUGUGGCUGGUAUAUGUCUUUCUGAGAACACAGCCCAGGCAUGGGGACUGCAUAGAAGAUAUUGACCACGCCACAGAGGAAGGGGUUAGGACCUUGAUGCUGGAAACUGAGUUGGGGGUCCGUGGAGGCAGCAUGGGUAGGUGGGAUCCCACAGAGGGCUGGCCUGAGGCUUCCUUUGCACCCUGUAUAGGGCAAAAGGUUUGUGUCGAGCGGUGUGUUUGUGUGUGUGUCUGUGUGUAUGUUGGGGGAGUAUCCAGUGUAUAUUAUACAUUGGUCCACAGCCCUUUUCUCUGACCACUAGUACUAACCUCAGCUUCAGCUCGUAGACCUCAAAUCCACCUCUUGCAGAGUGGGAAAAGGAAUUUGUACUGUUUCUGGACCUUCUGAGACUUCUGUUUCUCAGAGAGGGACCCAAGUUGGGACUUGUGUUCUUAGGAAAGCAGCCUCAGCCCUUCCUUGUCUGGGGUAGGGGAACUUGGUCAUUAGAAUGGAAGUGCAGUGUGCCUCUCCCACCUCCCCUUGAUGAGGCUGCUAUGAGGGGUGAGGGGUGAGGCUUGUAGGAAGGUCUGAGCCAACCCUCUCCUGCCUCUUCUACUGACCCUCAGGACCCCACGGCCCCACUGGCCUCAGAUCCUAGGUCAGCCUCCUCUUUGCUCACUCACAUCCCUCUGCCUGAAAUGGCGGCUCCCUUUCCCUAUCCCUUCCUCCCAUCCCUGUGUGUUGGAAUCCUACCAUUCCAGCCCAAAACCCCCUUCCAAGUCACAUGUUCUACAUGUUCCCAUAGGUUUGAAAAUAGUCUCUUCUCCCACAUCUGUCCUUUUCAGACAACUUGGACAUAAUCAAGGCCCCUGCCGUAGGUUUGCUUUGGGUUGGUCAUGAGUCUUCCCUGCUAGCCUCACCUGGGGCUCCCUCAGGAGGGCGUUGGGGCUUUAGGGGGCCGGUGCCAAGGAGACAAGCACCACUCUCUGUGAAGUGUCUGAGCUACCCUUACUCCCAACUCCCACAGAGAGUUGGGAGCAGACAAGACCCAGAGCACAGAGGCUGCUGAAGGUCUUUCUGGUAGUGACUCCACAAGGAAGCAAAGAGGACAUGAUGAACUCCAAUGACACUGCCUGGUUUCCCCAACCCACAUCCAGCUUCACGUUGCCUGAGGACCUAAUGUAGCCUGCACUGUAUUGUGGGAAGCUUCUCCUCUCCCUGGGGGUCCUCACCUCCUCAAAGCCUCCGCCUUCUGCCUUGAGUCCCAGCUCUUGAAUCAGAGAUGGAUUCACUCUGAUACUAUGAUCUGUGGUUCUUUGUCUGCUGGCCUAGAUUCCUGGGUCUCUUGGUUCCCCUCCCAGCUCAGUAAGCUCAGCUGCUUCACUUCUGACCUCAGAAAGCCAAGUUCUGAGCUAAAGGACUGAGCGUUAAUCUAGGAUCCUGCUAGAUGGUGCAUGAAUAAGAGAGGAGCAGAGUUGCCAUAAUAAGGCUCUUUCUAACCUCUUUCUGCUCAGGCUGAACAGAAGGCUGAGAAGGAAAAAGAUGACAUCUCUCACUGGCAUCCCAGGUGACCGGUCAUGGCUGGGUAUCAGUGCCCAUCAGUCCAGAAGCACUGUAAGAUGUGACCACCCAUUGACCCCUCCCCCCCACCUAAAGCAGAAGAGGAAAAAAAAUGAAAGAGGAAGGGAACUUGACUUUCCAAGCCUAUCAUGAACCAGGUUUUGUCCCAGGCAUUUUAUAAAUAUCAUUUCUUCUUACUCUUAUAAGAACUCUCUAGGGUAGGUAUUACUUAUCCCCAUUUUGCAGGACAAGUAACCAAUGUCCCAAAAUAGUUGGUGGCAGAGCAAAGCCUUAAAUCCAACACUGGACAAUUCCAGCAUUCAUAUCUUAUCCUUUGCCACAUGGUCACUGAAGACCUUGUAAUCCUGGAGUAUUCAGAGGAGAAUAUCCUCCAUUUGUUCCUCUUCCAAGGAUCCCGGUCUUCUGACUCAGGUGCCCCAACUUGGAAUGAGUUCAUCCUGAUGAUGGAUGGAGCAGUUGGUGGUUGAAAGAGGAAUUGUCCCUUAAGUGGACAGUGGGGUAGGAGAUAUGGGUGGGAGACAUGGACUGAGAGACCCUGCCCUCUGGCUCAGAUGAGACAUUCAAAGCAGAGAUGCUUUGGGGCUUCCCUGGUGGCACAGUGGUUGAGAGUCCACCUGCUGAUGCAGGGGACACGUGUUCGUGCCCCGGUCCAGAAGGAUCCCACAUGCUGCAGAGCAGCUGGGUCUGUGAGCCAUGGCCACUGAGCCUGCGCGUCCGGAACCUGUGCUCCGCAACGGAAGAGGCCACAAGAGAGGCCCACGUAUUGCAAAAAAAAGCAGAGAUGCUUCUUCCUCUUGGGUCUUGUGGGAGUUACUUCCUCUCAUUCAAUGUGUAUUGUGGAUUUCAGCAUCCCUAUUCUCAAGCCAACUUCCUUUUCCAUUGUUAUUCAUAACUUCAUUCAACAAUUAUGUGAGGCAGGUAUUCUCAAUGUACAAAUGGAAAAUUAAAAUCCAGAGAUGUUAAGUACCCUACAGAAGUUCUCCCAAGUGUAAGUGAUGUAGGCAUAUCAGGGGAUAAUAAUUUCACACACUGUGAUUCCUUUCUCUCUAUCAUCCCAGACAUCCAACAAGUUACCGUCUUCCAUUGGGUUAUCCUUCAUAAAGCUUCUUGUACUCCAUUCUCCUCUUAUUCUUUCAUUCCCAUCUUACACCUGCAGCUGCACCAUUUUUACAUUUCCACCAGCAAUGUAUGAGAAUUUCUCCACUUCAUCUCCAACUCUUGUUAUUUUUUGAUUGUUGCCAUCCUAGUGCUGGUGAAGUGGUAUCUCAUUGUGGUUAUGAAUUGCAUGUCUCAAAUGAUUCAUGAUGAACAUGUUUUCAUGAGCAUAUUGACCAUUUGUAUACUUUAUUUGAAGAAAUUUCUUUCUCUCUUGAAUUGUCUCUUGUCAUCCAUUGCCCCUACCUCUUUGUUGAGUCUGCUUUUGUCCAGUCACCAGGGAACUUCAUGUUGUUAAAUCCAGUGGUCAAUUCUCAAUCCUCAUUUCCCAUAACUUCUCAGCCGCAGUGGACCUAUAUUUUCUGGAAACACUGUUUUCACUUUGCAUUCAUUAUUCACAUUAUUUUCCUCCUACUGGGUGGUUGCUCCUUAAUUUCCUUUAUCAGUAUCUUUCCGAUAUCUCCAGCUUCUAAAUUUUGGAAUAACCCAGGGUUCAUACCCAGACCACCCAGACCACAUCUCUUCACUGUCUACACUCAUUUCUUUUUGAUGUUAUGGCCAUGCAGUAAUCCCAUGACUACAUGACCUUAUGUGGCAAAAGGGACUUAAAGAUAUGAUCCCUCCCCUGGACUGCACAUUGUAAAUAUCCAACUGUUUACUUGACAUCUCCACUUGCGUGUAUAACAAGCAUCUCCAUCUUGACAUAUCUAAAUUCAAACUCCCCAAACAUGCUUCCUAUACAAUUUCUGAUCCCUCCAAAUGUCACCUCAAUCCUUCCAUUUUUUUCUGGCCACAAAACCUUGGUGUCAUCCUUGACUUCAUUAUUUUUCUCACACCCCACCCUCUAUCUCUCUUAGAAAAUACUGAUAUCUUUUCAUUCUAUAUAUAUUCAAAUACUUAUUUUCAUAUACCUAUAUGAAAAAAUUAUACUUAUAAUAAAAUACUUCUCACCACCUCCCUAGUCCAAUAGGGUCAUCAUUUCUCACCUGGAUUACUGCAGUAGCCUCCGAGUCUCCUACUUUUGUCUUUAAUCCUUUAAUGUCUAUUUUCAUAAUAUCACCCAGAUUUAUCUUUUCAGAACCUUAGUUGCGUCACAUUACUCGUUAGCUCAGAACUACCCCAUGGGCCCACUUUAUCUGGAAGGCCCUGUAUCAGCUGACCUCAUCUCCCAUGCUCCCCUCCUUCCUAAUCCCCUCUAGGACACUGGGCUCCUUGCCAUUCCUUCAAUACUACAUGCAUGCUCCUUCCUCAAGGCCUUUGCUCUCUAGAAUUCUCUCCCUCUAGAUAUCCACAUGUCUCAUCCCCUCACCUCCUUCAGGUCUCUGUACAGAUGUUAACUCUUCAGUAAGACCCACCCUGACCUCCCUAUAUAAAACCGCAAACACUUCCUGGUACUCUCCUCUCUCCUCCAUGGUCUAUUUUUCUCCAUAGUACUUUCACAAGGCUGUGUGACAGGGUACAUUUAUUCUGGGCUGUAGUUUAAAGACAGGUGGGUAUUGAGGCCUCAAAGUAUAAACUGCAUUCCUAUUAUGCAAAUACCAUUAUUAUUCCCAGGAAACUGCAACACUGAUAAAUUAAUGAACUUACUCAAGGUCACAUAACUAAUAGGUGGCAGAGCUGGAAUUGAAAUCUUGGAGUUGGAUUCUAAAGUUCUUGACCACUGUAUACCAAUUAAAUAAAGUAUACUCUCUCCUUAUUUGUGUAAUAAGGAGAAUAAGUUACAAAUUACAUCUUUAUAUAUUUGAAUGGAAAGUUGCCCAUGAAAUAUUAAAUGAGUUAUGGAACAUGCAUAGUGUUAUCCUAUAUUGUAAAUAUAUAUAAAUAUGUUUAUGUGGGCAUAAAAUAGUCUAAAAGCUAGUAGGUUAAGAAGUUAACAAUGGUUAUCUUCUGCGGUCUCUUUUUCUGUAUCAUCAGUUUCUUUAUAACACUAAUCAAAAAAAUUACCUAUUAAAAAUUUUUAGCAGGACAGUGACAUGAUCAGAGCUGUGCUUCAGAUAGAUAAAGCCACAUAUACACCAACAGGAAGUUUAUCAUCUAAACCAGUUAACGUACUUAUGCUUAUUUUUCACUUUCUUUUGUAUUGAUUGAUGCCUUCAGGAUCUUUAUUGAAAUAACCCCAAAUAUGUGUAGAUCUGUCUAUAUAGUACAGGCAAAUUGGUCUGAUUGAUCCAAAUGGAUACUCCCCGUGAAUGGCUUACAAUCUGGGCUGUUUAUUAGAUCAACUGGAGAGCUUUCAGGAACAGAUACUUGGACUCUAUCCUGAAACUGGGCACCAUCUAUAUUUUUUUAAAACUCAAUAGAUGAUUCUGAUUCAUGAUCAGGCUUGAGAACUGAAACCUUGGGCCUACAUGAACUCUUCAUAAAAUCCAAAUGGGAACGCACAUGGCAAAGAAAGGCUGCGAAUUUGUCUUCCAAGUUGUUUCUCAGUGUGUGCUAGUAUGUUAUGUAGUCCAGUAAAUGUUGAUUGAGUGAAGGAAUGAGUGAAUGGCAAAGCCCUACAGUUUGGCAUUACAGUUGACUCUUGAACAACGUAGGGGGUUCCCACCCCCUGAGCAGUCAAAAAUUCACAUAUAACUUUACAAUCAGCCCCCUGUAUUCAUAGUUCCACCUCCACGGGUUCAAACAUCCAUGGAUCAUACAGUACUGUUGUACACGUCUGUUGAAGAAAAUCAGCAUAUAUGUGGACCUGCGCAGUUCAAACUCAUCUGGUUCAAGGGUCAACUGUACUUUGAUGUGUUCACCAUGUGUUCAGAGUCUGACAUGUAGAUUCUUAGCCAAAACCCAGAAUCUCCAUUUCAUCCAUUGCCCUUUUGCCUGGGGAUGCAAAAUCUUGAUAAUAAAUGUUAAAAGACACUGGUAAACAAAA
Molecule: messenger RNA, 7490 nt
Organism: Orcinus orca (killer whale)
Lineage: Eukaryota; Metazoa; Chordata; Mammalia; Artiodactyla; Delphinidae
Product: SLAM family member 9-like
Exons: 6
Coding region: 264-1229 (321 amino acids)
Source: RefSeq, a predicted model, not a curated record